This is a messenger RNA of Penicillium griseofulvum, 1503 nucleotides long. RefSeq names its product Tim22-complex subunit TIM54. Gene Ontology annotation, biological process: sphingosine biosynthetic process. Bases 1 to 1503 code for a protein of 500 amino acids. Gene Ontology annotation, cellular component: intracellular membrane-bounded organelle; cytoplasm; membrane. The record is from RefSeq and is a predicted model, not a curated record. The transcript has 2 exons. NCBI's taxonomy places the organism in Eukaryota, Fungi, Ascomycota, Eurotiomycetes, Eurotiales, Aspergillaceae.
AUGGCAGACUCAACGAGCUCUGCUGCGCCCUCGGGCGCGAGCAAGCCCCAAGCGGCCCCGAAGCCGCCUAACCCGGUGUUCAAAAUGAUGGGUCUGCCUAAUAUGCGGUUCAAACUGCCAUCUCGCAACUGGAUGAUCUUCCUUACUAUUACUGGAUCAUUCACCGGUGCCAUCAUGUACGAUCGCCGGGAGAAGCGUCGCGUGCAACAGAAGUGGUCAGAGCUCGUGGCUCAUAUUUCGAAAGAGACUCUACCAGUCGAUCAGAUGCGCCGGAAAAUGACAGUAUACCUGGCUGCGCCACCGGGAGAUGGCCUGCGUGUGGCUCGGGAUCACUUCAAGGAAUAUGUCAAGCCUAUCCUGGUGGCCGCGGCAUUGGACUACACGGUGAUUGAAGGGCGACGUGAGGGCGACGUGAGAGCUGGCACGGCGGAAAACAUUCGCAAGCAGCGCCGAAAGGCCGGUGAACCUAGCUCAACUGUUGAGGAGGUCGGUGUGGAGGCUGUCAUUGCUGCCACCCGGGAACACAUUGGGGUCACUGACGAACCCAGCCCCAAGGGCGACUUGGUCAUUGGCCGACACACCUGGAAGGAGUAUAUCCGGGGCUUGCACGAGGGCUGGCUCGGCCCCUUGGAUGCGCCACCUCCGCCUCCGGAGGAGGUGAAGGAGUUGGCCGCGGAUACAGUGGAGGACGUGAGUGCGGACAAACCCGUUAGUCUCGCGAGCCCCGAGAUUGCGAGCAUCGAUUCCCCCGAGUUCUCCGAAGAGAACAAAGAAGCGAUCCCCGAGCCUAAAAUCGAGGAACCCGAGAAGGAAGAAGAGAAAGAAGAAGAGAAGAAACCUUCCAAGCCAGCCGGUCCUACUCCUGCAUACAUCUACCCCAGCGAAUACUCAUCCGCCAUUCUCCCCCACACCAUCCCCCAAUCCUUCGAUAGCUCCGCCCCAGUCGAAUUCCCCCAUAUCCUUGGCUUCCUAAACACCCCGAUCCGAGUCUACCGCUUCCUCACACAACGUCACCUUGCCGAGGACGUCGGGCGCCAAGUUGCCGCAGUUGUCCUCGCAAAUAGCGCGCGCCCAUACCGCGAGGACACCCCCACAGACUCGGAGCCCACCGCCGCCAGCGUUGAGCCCAAUCCUUCUCUUGACACCUCGUUCACCGACCUCCCACCUCGCAAUUAUGAGCAACAAACCGUAAUGCAGGCUGCGGAAAGUGAGUGGCACAAGUCUGUGCACAAGCACGAAGAAGACGAGAAGGAGCGCGAGUGGCUCGAUGAUAUUGUGCUUGAUCAGCGUAUUGCCUCGCGCAUGCAGCGCGCCACCCUUUCUCCGGAAGAUGAGGCGCGCGCUCAGCGUAUCGGCGAGAAGCAGGAAUACAUUCUUGGCGAGGAGCGUCCAACUCCCGUGCCUUUCUGGAAGCGCAUGUGGAUCGAUUACGGCUACGGCGAGAGUGAAGAGGCCCUGAGACGUAAGCCCAUUUUGGGUAACAUUGACGAAGAUGUACAGUGA